Messenger RNA from Egretta garzetta (little egret), 3664 nucleotides. It is a transcript of the gene ALG5, whose product is annotated as ALG5 dolichyl-phosphate beta-glucosyltransferase. NCBI's taxonomy places the organism in Eukaryota, Metazoa, Chordata, Aves, Pelecaniformes, Ardeidae. The record is from RefSeq and is a predicted model, not a curated record. Gene Ontology annotation, cellular component: endoplasmic reticulum membrane. The transcript has 7 exons. Bases 156 to 962 code for a protein of 268 amino acids.
UAGGUGAAAUGGAGCGAUCAAAUGUCACGCGAAGGUUUUGGUCCUCUGUGAUUUGGUCAGUGGAUGAAAUACUGCACCGUUGACCCACCUCAUUACUGAAAUACAGUUGGUUGCCCCACAUAGCACAUUCAAAAGCUAGGUAAACCUUUAAUAGAAUGCUCGAUGCUUUUUCUCACUUCUUUGCUUUUUAUUCACAGGUUUGUAUGAUUGCUCACGUAACUGCCAGAAACAUGCCAACCCUUCACCGACAUGAAGAAGAGAAAUUCUUCAUAAAUGAUGAAGGCAGGAAAGAAUCUCUACCGAGUAUACAUGAUCCCGCUACAAGGGAACUCUCUGUUGUUGUGCCUUCAUACAAUGAGGAAGACCGGUGUAAGAUUUUUCUUGUUUUGAGAAAAAGAAGAAAAUCUAUCUGUUGUUACUCUAAUAAUGCAGAGAAACGAGAUCCUUCAUUCACUUAUGAAGUAAUAGUGGUUGAUGAUGGUAGUAAAGAUCAAACUACAAAGGUUGCAAUGAAGUACUGCAGGAAAUACGGAAGCGACAAAGUGCGAGUGCUUACUUUGGUAAAAAAUCGAGGGAAAGGAGGAGCAGUCAGGAUGGGUGUCUUUAGUUCUCGGGGGGAAAAAAUCCUUAUGGCUGAUGCAGAUGGAGCUACAAAAUUUGCAGAUAUCGAAAAAGUAGAAGAAGGUCUAAAAAAUCUUCAGCCAUGGCCUAACCAAAUGGCUAUUUCCUGUGGUUCUAGAGCUCAUCUGGAGAAGGACUCAAUAGCAAAGAGUAGCAGCUGGAACCUGUUUAAGUGUGUAUUCUUAAGAAUAGCAGUCUUUAUGCAGUCCUGCUGGCUUGUUCUCCAUUGUUUGUCCAGCGCUCUUACUUUCGAACUCUUCUUAUGUAUGGGUUCCACUUCCUUGUGUGGUUUCUUUGUGUCAAAGAGAUCAGGGAUACGCAGUGUGGAUUUAAACUUUUAACCAGAAAAGCUGCCUCGCGGACCUUCUCAACUCUUCAUAUAGAACGCUGGUAAAUUUUUUCUUUUUGUUGUUGUUUUUUUCCUAAUUGAACACGGUUUUGAAAAAGUGGUUUCAUUAUUGCAGGUACUACGAAGCACGUGAUGUCUGUGUAUAAAUCCUAGCUGCUCAGUGUAACUAAUUAUAGUACUACUUGCUUGGCAAUUUAGAUUUCUUGUUAUGCUAAAAUAUCCUGGUGUUUGCUAGGAAUUCUAUUUUAUUAUUAAAAUACACUUUAGGAAAUAGUUGAAUAUUUAAUUUUAUUCUUUCUACUUGUGAUAAUAGGGAGAGAGGGAACAGAUGGGCUUACUAAGUUUUAAUUUUGAAAAGGCAUCCAACAUAAACUGCAAGAAGGAUUUUAAGACUACAUUGCUGAGAUUUUGAGUGGCAACAACUGACUCCUUCACUCCUUGCAAGUCCAUUUUACUUUGGCAUGUGGUAUAGAAAGAGUUGUGUAAUACUGAGACGUGGGACAUUUUGCUUUUGCCUUUUCAGAGCAACUGGUAAUUGAUUAGGGGAGCAAACAAAAAGAAAAUCCCAAGAAAUCUUAUCUUCCUCUUCACCUCUAAAAGAAGUCCCAAACAAACAAUUUUUGAUUGUGUUGUAAUUCACUCCCUAUUUCUGAGAGUUCACUCUCCUUUUACAGGUAUGAGCCAUGCAAGCAGAGUAAAAAAUGGAGAGAAGCUCUUCUUAUGAUAUGCAAAGUUAAGAGUUAUUAAUCAAAAAUUUUAUCAGUCUGUUUUUAAGCAUUACAACCUCACGAUUCAGUGCUGCUUAACCGUUACCUAAAAUCCUUAUCUGAUGUUCAUAAUCGCUGAAGGCUCAAAGUGAAAGCAAAUGCCUACUCUUAGCUUAUUUUCUUGCCAGAAUAUUUCAUGAGAGAACUACUGGUAGAUCUCAUUGAUGUAAGACAGUAGAAAAUUAUGCAUAGUCUUUGGAUUACUUUAGAGCUCUCUCUUAUUAUAAUUUAGCUAGAACAGCUCCCUUAUGAGAGUGAUACAGCUAUGACUGCUGUUAUGGGACUGAAACAUUUCUUCUGCACAAAUACCAUAAUUUCUGUAAAUUUCCUACACUGCAAUUAUUGCUGAGAAGGAUGGUGACAGUCCCCAGGAUUAAUUAAGUAUAAUCAAAUCUUUUCAAACUAUUUUCAUCAUCCAAGAAAAUCUCUCACAGGCUACUGCUUUCUGUCAGAGAACAGAAUUACUGAACAAUGUUCGCAUAUGAAAAUGUGUGUAAUCAUGCGGUCCUACUCAAUUCCAAUACAUCUUGGUUUAGGUUGAGCUUUGGCAGUGAUAGUUGAGCUAUAAUGCUCAUCCAGAAUGUGAUUGCAAAGGUAGUGUUUGGGUGCACAGAUCUGAUGCAGAGCAUUGACCUUCUGUUCAAUUGAAUCUGGACUUGCGGGCAGUCAGCAUUUGCAAAAUCACUUUCCUAGCUGAGUGGUUUACGUAUUGCCAUAAAGAAAACUAUAGGUUGAACCAGAAACAUGAUUUCUGCUGCUACCUCCAAAACCAAACUUGAUCUAUAAAGUUCUGUAAAUUUCAUAUACAGGAAUUUUCUAAAUAUAUGGUUAAACAUGUAUAAGUAGCCCAGAAGUGGACAUCUCAAAAUUAUCCUAUUUAACUUCACUCUCUAAUUGAAGGGCUUCAAGAAGAAAUUCUGAAAGAAAUGAAUGAGGAUAAUCAGUUUCAUGUGUAAAAAUGCAAUCUUCAAUCUUAUUCUGUGGCAAACAGAAGAUUUUGAAUAUAACUGUACUUAUUGGGCGGACAUAUUAUUAAAAGUGUUCAGUUUUUUCUUUAAAAAAGUCUUAACAAGCUUUCUUCUGCUACUCAGAUUCUCUAGCAUCAAAGGAACAAAACAGUAAAAAUAGUUGUGCUGUACACUGUCAUCUGUACCCCACUAUCCAGGACGUGAGGCAGUGAAAAAGGAAUAUUGCUGAAUUAUUUUAUAGUAAUUAUAUUGCUGGUGUGGAACACGCUGGAUCUUCAGGUCUUGGUGUGUUAAUUUAUUGUGCUUGUCUGUGCUACUAUAAAAUUAGCCUUCUAUUCUUGCUUUUUUCUAUACAGUAAUUCAUAAACUAAUCCCCUAAGUGCUUUCCCAUUUGUGUGAAAUCUACUGUUUAGUGCUGAAGAAUGUUUGUUUUGUUAGUCAAAAAAAGAAUAAUUCAAAUUCUUCCAAUAAAUAGCUCUUCAGAUACUUCCAAGUUGCAAAUUUGCCUAAAACAACAAUAGAGGUUUUUCUGUUUGGUUUAAUUUUCUGCCAAAACAUGCAAUAUUGCCUGCUUGUAUCGUCAUCUGUCCUUCAGGUAGUCCCUGUACUUCCCAGCCUUUAUUUUCAUACUUACUGGCUAAUUUCAGUGAAAUCUGACAGAGGAGUAGAGAUCUCAAGAUAGAAAGCUUUGGCAAGUUUUGUGGCAACUGAAACCCUAGUAAAGGAGAGAAACUCAGAUUAUUGCCACUGCUGAAGAAAAAACUACAGUAUGGACUCAAAAGCUGUUUAUCAUCAGCUUCAUAGACAGCCAUUCAGCACGUGUAACCAGAAGCUAGUGUUUCAGUGUACUAAACAGAGUACUGUCCCUUUCCCUGUUAAUUCCGGUGGUGAAACACUGGCACGGGUUGCUCAGAGAAGUGGUGGAGCCCCCAUCCCUGGAAGCAUUCAAGGCCAGGUUG